This is a messenger RNA of Cladocopium goreaui, 3963 nucleotides long. The record is from the annotation of a GenBank genome assembly. NCBI's taxonomy places the organism in Eukaryota, Dinophyceae, Suessiales, Symbiodiniaceae.
AUGCGUAACGUUGCUGAAUCACCAGUACAACUGCCAUGGGAGUCAGAUGAGUGGGCCUGCAUUUUUGACCCUAACCACGAUUCCUUGGAUGCGCUUGUACCUCAGUUUGAGCCCAAGCUCAAAGUGCCGAAGCUGAUUCACGAUAAGCCUUCUGACAAUUUAGUUUCACAACCAGAUGUUUCCAGUUCUGAUUUCGCAAAGCCUUUGUUCAUGGUGGCAGUUUCCAGAAGGAAAGACCAGGUUUGGACAGAGAAGCGAGAAGCUGAGUUGCAAAGAGCUCUCAUGAAAUGGGACACUAUUGUCAGAAAUUGGCCAGAUGAGUGGUGGAAAUGCAAACAAGAACUUUUGGCAUGCCCGACAGUGAAUGAUUCAAUGAACUUGCUUGGAGACUACCUGACAGGGAAAGCGCCGGCAACCCUGUUGAAACGUGCAAACAGUAUGGUGUUUUUGCAUACCACCCUACAACAGUUGGGAUUCUUUUGGCCCCUUGGAGAACCAGAAAUGUACAGGAUCAUUAAGACCUUGCAUUCAACUGGCAACCGCACUAGCCGAUUGAAGUCCAUUCUUGAAGCUGUUACCUUUUGCAGGUACUCCUUUGACAUCAGCGACCUCCACCCGAUCACGGUCAGCAAGCGUUGUUUGGGAGCCACUGGGAGUGAUUUUGCAAACAAGUUGAAUCAAGCUUCACCCUUGACAGUUGCAGACAUUUGGCAUUUGCAUACAUGUUUGGAUAAUGGGGAUGCUUGGGACAGAGUGUUCAGUGGGGCUGCUCUUUUCUGCAUUUACGCACGUGCAAGAUGGAGUGAUUUCAUUCACGGUAAUUGCAUCAGAGUUGAUGUGCUGGAAUCUUCCGGCAAAGUGGCCUACGUGGACAUGGAGGUGCAAACCCAUAAGACCAUGCAAGCAACUGCAAACAAGUUCAAGUUUUUGGAUUUGGUCGCGUCUGGCAGUGGAAUUUUUGGAGAUGAUUGGGUGAGGGGUUGGAUAGAUGCACUCAAGAAUAUUGGUGUUGAUCCUUUUUCGAAUGAGCCCGGCAAGACGUUGAUGCCAGCGCCAGCUGAAGAUGGUACAACUCUUCAACGGGCCUUGGAGAGUGAUGAGGCAAGUGUAUGGCUGAGACUGAUGCUGGGUGAAAACGUUAAACGUAGUGAAAGCACACGGCAGAUCUCAUCACAUUCACUCAAAGCAACCAUUCUUUCGAUGGCGGCAAAGCGGGGUUUGAAACACGAGGACAGGUUGGCCAUGGGGCACCAUGCACAUCCUUUUAGGAUGGCUGACACCUAUGCCAGGGACGCACAAGCAAGGACAAUCCGUUUGAUUGAUAAACUUUUGCUGGAAAUUAGGGCAGGAUAUUUUGAUCCUGACACAACGAGGGCUGGGAGGUUCAACAAGAACUAUGCGCCAGACCCUUCAUUGGAUGUUGGUGCAGUCUCAUUUCUUGAGAGUGAUGUCGAGAGUGCUGCAUUGGACGCCCAAGUGGAUGAGGCGCUGGACAAUGCCGUGCAAACAGUUGAAGAUGGACAGAUAGAAUUAGAGGAAGAUCAUUUUACAAGUUCUUCUUCAGACAGUGAAGCUGAGAGCGUGGAAUACAAUGCACCUGUCAGGAUGUUUUAUCCACCAUCGGCACCUUUAGGUUUCCACUUCAUGCAGAAUAAGAGGACCAAGACUCUUCACCUUGUUGAUGCGAAGUAUCCACAUGGGACUUGUUGUGGCCGGGUGUUGGACAAGAACUUUUCAGCAAUGUGGACAAUAUUGGCUAGAGAGCUGUCGACUGUAAAGCCAGACAAUACGGGAAAGAGACCGCUGGAUGAAGCCAUUUUGAAACUGAUGCAUGACCCUCGCAUCACAAUGUACAUGCUGUCCCUUCCCAACAAAGGGCCAGCUUCCUCAGUGCAGACGAGGCCAGCCAGUACUGCCGCCACAACACCUACCACUGUGCAGCCAAAGAAGAAGGCCAGACCCAGCAAGAAGAAUAGGCAUCUGGACAGCCUCCCAAAUGCAGAAGAGGAGUUCACAUUUGCGAAUCAAUCGGAGACAGUUUCACAUCACAAUUUGUUGCAAGAGAUGCCCAACACGCCUGAAAGCGCUCAGUUGGAAGAUGGUGUCACCGACUCAAGCGAUGCUGAACAACAGACGGCUGAAAAACGUUUCACUGAAGAUCCAAGUGGUGCCACAACUCGAAAGGUUCUGUUUGAAAACAUCCUUUUCUUGGAGGUCUUCGCUGGAACUUCUUCAUUAACAAUCGAAGUGCGCAAAACAAACUUGCGUGGAGUGGCUGUCGACAAAGGUACGGAGAGAGCGAAAGGGCCUAUCACAAUUUUGGACCUCACCAUGCCAGAAGACUUGCAGUUCCUGAUGGAUUUCAUUCGGCAGGAGGCCCUUAACCUUUGCUUGGUUCAUUUUGCACCACCCUGUGGGACCUGUUCAGCCGCCAGAAAAAGGAAGUUACCUUCAGAAGUGCAAGCGAAGUUGAAAGACUCCGGAAUAACUCCGCCACAGCAGUUGCGGGAUCACCCUCACAAGCCAUGGACACCGACUUUGACAGCUGAUGGUGUCCAUUAUCCUACAAAGGAUGAAGCGGAGUAUCCAAAGCUCCUGUGUCAGAGAGUGGCAGCGCUUUUAAUUGCUGAUUUGCAGGCGCAAGGCAUUGAACAACCGCAAACCUUAACACAGCAGAUUGCACAACGACGCACUACAGCAAUCAACUCAGUAGCUAUGGGCCUACUUCCCAGAGGUCAAAAGCUGAAGCCUUUGGUCAGCGAGUUUGGUCAUUACGUGCAAUUUGCUGUCAGGCAGAAUGAAAAGGUGAGAGUAAUUGACAACUUCAAGCAGUGCGGUUUGAACGAUGCUUGCGGAUUGCCUGAGAAAUUCACUUUGCAUGGGGUGGAUUUUAUUGCAGCUUCAUUGAUCAGAGCGCUGGUCUUGAAUCAGAAGUCGAAUCCGGUAUGGUGCAGCGCUUUCUUUGACGACUUCCCAACGAUGGCAGCUGAUGCAGAAGCCGCUCAGACGGAUAAGUGCGUUGGCUUCCUGUUCGACUUGCUUGGGAUACAGUACGCAAAGGAGGGCAAGAAAAACCAACCAUUCAGUACCGAGAUGAGAGCACUGGGCCUCAUCUUCGACCUGGCUGGGUUUGACGAAGGUGUUGUCUUUAUAAAGCACACGCCUGAACGCAGGUCAGAAUUGUUGGAGAGAAUAACAGCAAUCCUGAACUCCGACGAGCUUUCCCCGAAGGAGGCCGAGUCAUUCAAGGGCAGAGUGCAGUGGUUUGAAAGUUUCUUGUUUGGCCGGACGGCAAACCUUGCCAUUCACCGACUUGGAAAAAGAGCCUUGAUUAAAGGUGGAAGGCAGGGACAUAAACUUGAUGCGGAACUACGAACCUCCUUGGAAUUCCUCCGACACAGGGUUGAACAUGGAGCUCCUCUUCAACUUACUGCCACAACGGAGCAGGCUAUUCUUAUCUUCACCGAUGGAGCCUUCGAUGAGGAGACAGGCAUCGGGUCAAUUGGUGGAGUCCUCUUGGAUCACACCGGCACAGCACUCAGCUACUUCAGUGAGCGGGUCCCUAACCUGCUGAUGGAACUUUUCCUGAAAGAGGCGGAAAAUCCAAUUUACCUGGUAGAGCUGUUGGCGGUGCAUGUUGCCGCCUUCCUUUGGGGUGGACAGACGUUUGGCAGGUACAUAGUGAUGUACAUUGACAACGAAGCCUCCCGAAUGGCCUUGGUCAAAGCCUACUCCUCCACCCUUCUUGGAAACGUUGUGAUCCAACUCUUCGUGCAAGAAGAAGACCAACAUCAAUGGAAGGUGUGGUUUGGAAGAGUUUGCAGCCACUCAAAUAUAGCUGAUGGCCCUAGCCGCGGACAUGUUGAAGACAUGAAAGCUUGUGGGGCUAAGCACAGCCAGUGCGCAUGGGACGUGGUCAUAUGCUCACUGGAAGCAGUCGAGCACAGGCUCAGAUGGGGGUGA